Cylas formicarius (sweet potato weevil) is the source of this 1709-nucleotide messenger RNA. RefSeq names its product pantothenate kinase 1 (gene fbl). The record is from RefSeq and is a predicted model, not a curated record. Gene Ontology annotation, molecular function: pantothenate kinase activity; ATP binding. The transcript is spliced from 8 exons. Gene Ontology annotation, cellular component: nucleus; cytosol. Lineage: Eukaryota; Metazoa; Arthropoda; Insecta; Coleoptera; Brentidae. Bases 333 to 1538 code for a protein of 401 amino acids. Gene Ontology annotation, biological process: coenzyme A biosynthetic process.
CGUGGAUUCGGGGCAAAGUGCUGCUGAUGUAAACAUGCGAACUGUAUAUUUUUAAUGUUGUCUCGCGUGUUCACAGGAUGUUCGCGAAAAUGCUUUAGAUGUGUGAUAUCAACGUUUGAUAAAACUAGGUCAAUCUUCGGCAGAUUGAAAAACUCGAAGCUACAUGGUGUCUCCCGAAACUUGUUUUAUCUAUAACUAAUUAAAAUUUAUCGAUUUACAUCGAUUAUUUUUCACAAAAAACUUGAACGUGGUAGUUAAACAUUACGCUGCAUUUCACGCAGAUUAUUUAAUCCGCGCUUAAGGUUUGAAAAUGAAGAAAGGACUUGCAGUAUAUGGCUCCCCACAGCUGUAGAAGUUGUCUGCACUAUAUGAUGACCGGCAGAAUGUCAAAAUCAGAAGAUAAAGCUCGUGAAGCACAAGUGAAUGGCUUGAUGCAUGAUGCAUCUGACUUUCCAUCGAUGCCCUGGUUUGGAAUGGACAUAGGGGGUUCUCUAUGUAAAUUGGUGUAUUUUGAACCUAAGGAUAUGUGUAAAGGCGAAUCCGAGUCGGAAAUUGAAAUUCUGCGGAAUAUAAGGAGGUAUUUAACAAAAAACUCGGCCUAUGGGAAAACAGGACACAGGGAUAUACAUCUCCAGAUGGACAAUGUAUGUAUAAGAGGUCUUAUUGGCACUUUGCACUUUAUCCGAUUUCCUACUUCGGAAAUGAAAAAUUUUCUCGUGCUUGCUAAAUACAAGGGCAUGGCCAAACUGGUGACCACUGUAUGCGCUACAGGGGGCGGCGCCUACAAAUUCGAAGAAGACUUUAAAAAAGAGGUUAAUUUGAAACUCGCUAAAUUCGACGAGUUCGAAACGCUUUUAAAAGGGCUCUUGUAUGUGGACAAGAAUAACUCCAAAGAGUGCUACUAUUGGGCCGAGCCCACAGACGAGACCAAGUGUGCCAAGGUUAAAUACGAUUUUUCCAGUCCCUAUCCGUUUUUGAUUGUCAACAUCGGGUCUGGGGUCAGUAUUUUGGCCGUCUACUCGUCCAGCAAUUAUAGGCGAAUAUCAGGAACGAGUAUCGGCGGCGGCACUUUUUUGGGGCUUUGUUGUCUCUUAACUGGCUGCAACACCUUUGAGGAGGCGAUCGAAUUAGCGGCUGAAGGUGAUCAUACUCACGUCGAUAAAUUAGUUAAGGACAUUUAUGGUGGAGAUUAUGAAAAGUUUAAGCUUCCGGGGGAUUUGGUGGCAAGCAGUUUUGGUCAGAUGAAUUCAAGAGACAGGAGAAGCAAAGUGAACAGGCAGGAUCUGGCUCGGGCCACACUGGUUACAAUCACUAACAAUAUCGGUUCCAUAGCAAGAAUGUGCGCCAUACAAGAGAAAAUUGAUAGGGUGGUAUUUAUAGGCAACUUCCUAAGGGUGAAUCCCAUAGCGAUGAAACUGCUGGCCUCGGCCAUGGACUAUUGGUCCAAGGGAACCAUGAAGGCCCUGUUUCUAGAACACGAGGGAUAUUUCGGGGCUGUGGGAUGCCUGUUGCAGUAUCACGCGGAGACUAAGAGCUGAGACUAUGGGAAAUGUGGCCCCGACGGCUUGCCUUGCGGAUUUUAUUGUUCUUUACAAACAUUCCGAUCUGUUUCAUGUAAAUAUAUCUUACGGGGAUUUGGCAACACAUAAUUUAUCAUUAAUUAAUCAUUGUACCCUUAAGAACAUUAUUAAAAUGUUUUUGAAGUUUUA